Malassezia sympodialis ATCC 42132 is the source of this 384-nucleotide messenger RNA. RefSeq lists its product as uncharacterized. The transcript has 2 exons. Gene Ontology annotation, biological process: nucleoside triphosphate catabolic process. Bases 1 to 384 code for a protein of 127 amino acids. The record is from RefSeq and is a predicted model, not a curated record. Lineage: Eukaryota; Fungi; Basidiomycota; Malasseziomycetes; Malasseziales; Malasseziaceae. Gene Ontology annotation, molecular function: nucleoside triphosphate diphosphatase activity. Gene Ontology annotation, cellular component: cytoplasm.
AUGGCCUUCCUGGACCCUAUAUUAAAGACUUUUUGCACAAACUGGGUCUGGAUGGUGCGUAAGAGUACGCUCAAUACAGGACUCAACCGUCUGUUAGCGGGCUUCGAUGAUAAGGGUGCCACAGCCAUCUGCACGUUUGCGUACUGUGAGGGUCCGGGCUUUGAGCCGGUUCUGUUCGAGGGUAAGACGCUCGGGCACAUUGUCCCUCCUCGCGGACCCACGGACUUUGGCUGGGACCCUGUCUUUGAGGUCGAUGGUCAUGGCAAAACGUGCGUAGAGCUCACUAACGUUAGCUUUGCAGAAAUGGAUAAAUCUGAGAAGAAUGCUGUGUCUCAUCGCUUCCGUGCACUCAGCCAGUUCCAGAGCUUCCUUAACUCUAAGUAA